UUGAGGCUUUAGUGAGAGUACUGCGACUACUGUCGCGGGGAUGGUGAAGUAGUGGUUCAGUGGGGUAAGGUGUGCGUAAGGGAGGUCGUGAGAAGAAUAUCUUGCUAGUGAGUGUGGGGCUAGUUUCACUACUUUGGUGGUUCUCUUCUACCUUUGGUGAUUGAAGCUCGUGCUUUUAGGAGCUUUGGGUCGUGUGGAUGAGUGGUGAGGUCCGUGGGCUUGGGUCGCAGCUGGGAGUAUGUGUGUGGGAUACCUUGGACUUAGAUGUUUUUUGGAUGGUGACUGCUUGUGGUCGAGUUUCAAGGGCAGUGUUGGAGUUGGUUGGCCGCACAUUGUGUCCUCGCGCAGGCGCUUAGUUCACUCGAUUGCGUUGCGUGGUUGGGAGGCUCCUCGCCUUCGCGCACCUGCUCUAUUUUCGUGCUAGGGGUUCGGAGAAGGGCGCAAGCGGCUCCAGUGGUGUGGGAUUAGCAUGCAUAUGGAAAGGUAGUAAGGCUCACAACCUUUGAUCAGUUGGGCCUUGCAUUCCGGUUGCGGAGGAAGGUUGUGCUAAGGACAGAGGUGGUUAAGUAGGUCUUCUACUUUCCGGGAGGGAGAGAACGAGUGAGAGAGGAGAUUCAGCACGCCGUUGCUGCUUCUCUCUCCCUCCUUUUCUUCGGACGGUAGGAGAGAGGGCGGGAGGCAGCGCUCUACAGUGACAACUUCGUCAUUUGACAUUGCCUCCCUCUUCUCUCUAGUCCCUUAGCUCUCGGUUUCACUUUGUUUUUGCUUUCUUCGUCUACUACCUCUACUUGCAGUCCUUCUUAUUAUACCUCCUCAACAUGCUUACAAUAACUCCAGCAUCUUACACUUUGACUGGUUAGUUUCGGUCGUAUCCGGAAACACCUGAACUGUCUUCUGCAUGCCCACGUGCCAUUCUGAGGUGGAAGCAGAAAACGAGUUUCAAGAAGCUAAGCUUUGCAGGAGUUACAUCUCGUAGACGAGUUGUUGCUAUAUAUGUUGCAUCUGGUAAGGUCGUACGCUGUCUGUCGGCCACCGCUAAGCAGUACUGCCACUAGUGGACACUUCUGUCCAUACACAGCACACGUUGUCACGAAGUAGGUCUUGUGAGGUCGACAUCGAAGCUUGCGCCACUCCUGAGAAAGUGCUGUGCUCACAGUGCGCCAAGUCAAGCACAGCGUCCGAAGUCAAAUCCCAGAAUCUGUGGGACUGGAGUGCACGGUUCUACCUUGGCAGCUGCUAGGUGACACGGAACCAAAGGAAGAACCUUCACUGCACAAGUUCAUGCAAGUACAUGAGUAAAAUUCAACGCUCCCUCAGAUCAUCUGCCAAACAAGACCUAUCAUAGUUAGACGAACACUCUCACAGCUCCUGUAACUAUCGUAAUAGGUCGGUGUCGAGGUAACCCCCCUGCACCUCAGAAAUAACGUAGGAAAGGAUUAUGAUGAGAGUAAUGGAGGAAUGCAGCAGCUAAUAGUAGGGUAGGAAAGCUUGAGGACGUAGACGGUGUGGCAGCCGGAUGAGGCUUGGAGGCGUCACCGUGCAAGUACCUCCGAACGGCAAUCUGGGCAAUCUGGGGAGGAGUUUUGGGGAGCUGGGUGGCAUGCCCGCUGGAGCGAUGGCCCCCCCUCGCCAGAUACCUCCUUUAGCCAUGCCUCGUCCACCUCCGAAACACUACUCGUCCCCGUCCUUGUCAUUAGGACCCCCUACGGGUCUAGAUGGGCAAAGAGAGGUUAGUCAGACUGCAGAUAACGAGCAGCAGCAGAAGAAUAAGGAGGAGUACGAGUCACGCUCGGGCAGUGACAACAUGGAGGGAGGUUCAGGGGACGAGGACCCGGACAAUAAUCACCCUCGCAAGAAGAGGUAUCAUCGACACACCCCGCGACAGAUCCAGGAAAUGGAGAUGCUUUUUAAAGAGUGUCCGCAUCCUGACGACAAGCAGCGCCAGCAGCUUAGCAGGGACCUGGGUCUGGAGCCCAGGCAGGUCAAGUUUUGGUUCCAGAACAGACGCACUCAGAUGAAGGCGCAGACUGAGCGCGCAGAGAAUUCCAUGCUGCGAUCCGAGAAUGAGAAGCUGCGGUCCGAGAACUUGAUCAUGCGGGAGGCGCUGAAGAAUCCCCAGUGCCCACAUUGUGGUGGCCCGGCCACAGUGGGCGAAAUGACUUUUGACGAGCAGCAGCUUCGCAUUGAGAACGUGAGGCUUAAGGAAGAACUAGAUCGGGUUUCGGCUCUUGCCGCUAAGUACUUGGGCCGGCCAAUCACUCCCAUGGCUCCUUUGGCACUGCCGAGCUCCUCCCUGGAUCUUCAGGUAGGAGGUGGUAGUAGCUUUGGCGGUAUGCACCCGGCACCUGGAAACCUUGACGUUGUGGCGGGUCCAAGCGUUGCGGAUGUGGCGACGAGGCCCGGAGGAUUGACCGAGGCCGAGAAGCCGAUGGUGGUGGAACUGGCGGUGACGGCAAUGGAAGAGCUAGUGCGCAUGGCACAAACGGAGGAGCCGCUGUGGGUAAAUAUGGGUGAAGUCGGGAAGGAGCAGCUGAACUACGAAGAGUACAUGCGGCAGUUCCCACGGGGUAUCGGGAUGUGUCCCCCGGGUCUGAAAACGGAAGCGACUCGCGAGACGGCACUGGUGAUGAUGAACGGCGUGAAUUUGGUAGAGACGCUCAUGGACGCGACGCAGUGGAUGGAUAUGUUCCCCUGUAUAGUGUCGCGGGCGCUGACUGUCGAUGUGCUGGCGACGGGUGUGACGGGGAAUCGCAACGGUGCAUUGCAGCUGAUGUAUGCGGAGCUGCAGGUGCUGUCGCCGCUGGUGCCGACUCGAGAGAUUUACUUCUUGCGGUACUGCAAGCAGCACGCGGAAGGCGUGUGGGCAGUGGUGGACGUCUCGGUGGACUCUCUGCGAGACAAUCCACCCCCGUCGCUGAUGAGGUGUCGGCGGAGGCCAUCGGGGGUACUAAUCCAGGACACUCCGAACGGUUAUGCGAAGGUGACGUGCGUGGAACACAUGGAGUACGACGACCGUGCCGUGCAUCGCAUGUACCGGGAUCUAGUGAACACCGGUAUGGCAUUCGGUGCUCAAAGAUGGUUGGCCACACUGCAGCGGCAAUGUGAGAGGUUGGCCAGCCUGCUGGCUAGCAACAUUGCAUCCCGAGAUUUGGGCGGGGUGCCAAGUGCGAGUGGGCGACGGAGCAUGUUGAAGCUGGCGCAGAGGAUGACGAACAAUUUCUGUGCGGGAGUGAGUGCAUCGACGGUGCACACAUGGACGACAUUGUCUGGGAGCGGGGAUGACGAUGUGCGGGUAAUGACCCGGAAGAGCGUGGACAAUCCGGGAGAGCCUCACGGCAUUGUGCUGAGCGCGGCCACAUCGAUGUGGCUGCCGGUUUCGCCGGCGCGAGUGUUCCAAUUUCUGCGAGACGAGCGGCUGAGGAGUGAGUGGGACAUCUUGUCGAACGGUGGAAUGGUGACGGAGAUGGCGCACAUUGCCAAGGGUCAGGACCCUGGAAACAGCGUGUCGUUGCUUCGGGUGAAUGCGAUGAAUUCAAGCCAGAGCAAUAUGUUGAUACUGCAAGAGAGCUGCACGGAUGUGUCAGGUUCACUGGUGAUAUACGCGCCGGUAGACAUUCCGGCGAUGAAUUUGGUGUUGCAAGGGGGCGAUCCGGCGUACGUAGCGCUGCUGCCAUCCGGGUUCGCUAUUCUUCCCGACGGUCCAGGAGGCGACAGAGGGGCCCUGGGAAAUGAGCAAGGCGGGCAACUGACCGAGAUCGGUCGUGGAACUGGGUCGUUGUUGACAGUGGCAUUCCAGAUUCUCGUGAGCAGCAUUCCAUCGGCGCGGCUGUCUCUGGAGUCGGUGGCUACGGUGAAUAAUUUGAUAUCAUGCACGGUGCAGCGGAUCAGGUCGGCAUUGUUGGUGGAGGAUGCAUAGGGAGGGUUAUGCAUGGUCAGCAGCAGCGCGGUCUUUUCCCUUUUGGAGGUCAUGGAGGGGUGGAGGUUCUGCUCGUCCGCCACGCGCAGUGAGAUACGAAUUGCAGCGAGUCCCGCUAGAAUGAGAGAAUUAUGGUAAAUCAGAGCGGUCUUUCACUUGUUGCUAUGGGCGAGGUAGAUCUGAGUACAAACGGCAGGUGGAAUGGGUUGAUUGAGGAGCCUUCAAGAUUGUGUGUACACUCACAUUGAGCGUGGUCUUGAGCGCUCCUCAGGAGGGAGAAGGAGGUGAGGAGCAGGUCAACAACAACUACAACAACACCGAAAUGGGCGAAUCGAAGAAAGACCGGACGCCAUUUUAGCGAUUCAUUGGCACAUACGGAUAUACAGACACGGAUUAGAGGUAGGAAAUGAGUCAAGAGCGAACCACCACCGAUGGCCCUCUCUGCGUGGUUCAUGGUGUAGUCCUUGAACUUUGUAGCUAUAAAGAAAGCCUGAACUGGCGAUCUUUUCUUUGAAGCCAUGAUUCUUUUAAAGUUGUUCAGGAUUAAGAGCUUGAAUGCGCGGUCGUGGUCAGACCUUUCAUGAACCUGCACACUAGCCUCAGUACAUGUGGUGCACCACGUAUAGCCAAGGGUAGUGGUUCGGGUGUUGACUUACCUUCGACCUCCCCUCCCUCCCUUCUCCUCUUUCAUUUCUUACAGCAUUCAACAUUGCUCAUCCGAUCCUGUCUUUGACAGCUCUGUGGAUUUUGGACCCUUGCAAUCAGCUUGUCAAUGCUAUGCAUUUAACUCCC
Physcomitrium patens is the source of this 4708-nucleotide messenger RNA. Lineage: Eukaryota; Viridiplantae; Streptophyta; Bryopsida; Funariales; Funariaceae. The record is from RefSeq and is a predicted model, not a curated record.